Numida meleagris (helmeted guineafowl) is the source of this 5654-nucleotide messenger RNA. It is a transcript of the gene SHISA6, whose product is annotated as shisa family member 6. The record is from RefSeq and is a predicted model, not a curated record. Gene Ontology annotation, cellular component: postsynaptic membrane; dendritic spine membrane; AMPA glutamate receptor complex. Gene Ontology annotation, biological process: regulation of AMPA receptor activity; regulation of short-term neuronal synaptic plasticity. The annotation marks the transcript as partial. NCBI's taxonomy places the organism in Eukaryota, Metazoa, Chordata, Aves, Galliformes, Numididae. The transcript is spliced from 5 exons.
ACGGCGCUGCCCGGGCGAGGGAAGGGCGCGGGGGCCGGCAAGACGCCCCCCGGAGGCGGGGGUGGCGGCGGGGGCUCGGCCCCGGCGCACGAGACGUGCUGGGGGUACUACGAUGUGAGCGGGCAGUGGGACAAGGAGUUCGAGUGCAACAAUAGCCUUACGGGCUUCCGCUACUGCUGCGGCACCUGCUUCUACCGCUUCUGCUGCAACAAGCGCGCCGAGAAGCUCAACCAGAGCCUGUGCCGCAACUACAAGAGUCCCGAGUGGGCCCACCCCACCACCGCCAGCGGCGCGCUGCCCGCCGACGGCAGCAACGGCGCCGACGGGGACGCCAACAAGUACGACCCGGACAAGGACAGCACCAACGCCACCGUCUACAUCUCGUGUGGGGCCAUCGCCUUUGUGCUCAUCGCCGGUGUCUUCGCUAAGGUGGCCUACGACAAGGCGCGGCGCCCGCCGCGGGAGAUGAACAUACACAGGGCUCUGGCUGACAUCUUAAGGCAGCAGGGACCAAUCCCAAUAGCACACUGUGAAAGAGAAACUAUCUCGGCCAUAGAUACCUCCCCCAAAGAAAACACUCCAGUUCGGACAUCUUCCAAAAACCAUUACACCCCUGUGCGCACCUCCAAAAGUAACACAGGUCACUAUGGAAAGGAUAUUUAUCGAAGCGGAGGGCCAGAUCUCCAUAAUUUCAUCUCCUCCGGGUUUGUCACGUUAGGACGAGGACACACGAAGGACAAGCCACGGAUGAACAACAUCCUUACUUCUGCCACCGAACCUUACGAUCUGUCCUUCUCCCGGUCCUUCCAGAACCUCUCUCACCUUCCACCAUCCUACGAGUCUGCCGUCAAGACAAACCCAAGUAAAUAUUCUUCUCUGAAGAGACUAACUGACAAAGAGGCUGAUGAGUAUUACAUGAGGAGGAGACACCUGCCCGACCUGGCAGCCCGUGGCACGCUCCCUAUCAACGUCAUCAAAAUGUCUCAACAGACCAACCACAGGGACAGGCCCCGCCGUCCCAUCAGGGCCAUGUCCCAGGACAGGGUGCUGUCCCCUGAGAGGAUCAUGCCUGAGGAGUUUAGCAUGUCCUAUGAACGGAUCCUCUCAGACGAACAGCUUCUGUCCGCGGAGCGUCUCCACUCCCAGGACCCUCUGCUUUCCCCGGAGCGGUCGGGAUACCCCGAGCAGUCUAUGUCACGGGCACUGUCACACACAGACGUCUUUGUUUCAACACCCGUCUUGGAUCGCUACAGGAUGACAAAAAUGCACUCCCAUCCUAGUGCCUCAAAUAACUUGUACAAUACCUUAGGGAUGAACCCCACCUCCGCCAAGCGCCAAGCGUUCGCCUCCCGACGGCACAACACGGUAGAACAACUGCAUUAUAUUCCAGGACACCACCACCACUACCGCACAGCGAGCAAAACAGAGGUGACUGUUUGAUAUGACCUCGAGCAUUGUAGAUAUUCAUUAAGGACUGGGGUGGCCACAGCACCCCGUACUGCAGUGGCCUUAUAGGCCAAGAUAACCUCUAAUAACUCAGUGUCUGGAAAGAUUUCUCUGACAGUCCCAUCCACAUUGUUUUUAAAGCCACCUCUACAUCGAUUACAUAAGAAGAACCCAAGCAAACUGAAAAUAGUGAGGGAUAAUGGAGGAAACUUCCUGACGUGCAUCAGUUUCUGUCAAAGAAAGCCAUAGUAAGUAGAUGGCUCCUUCCAAGGGCUCACCUACAUUAUCUGAUUAUUUUUAUCAAUUUAAGACUUUUCAGUUGCUACAAGCAGAACCAGUCUCAUGCAGCCUGUGACAGGGAGGGAGAAAUGAAGCGCCCCAUCCUGGCAGGAAGGGGCCAUGUUCUCAUCCCUCAUGCCAGUCCUCACAGCUGACCUUUCAGUAGCAAGUAGGUCAGCUUCUAGCAGCUGGGGAUCACCUCCAGACCACUCAGUACCAGCCAGCACCCAUCCAUCUGUUCUUCCUCACCCUUGGAACAAAUUCAAGGGCAGACUUUCCUAAGGGACUGGCAGAUCUAGGGACAAGAAUAGCCUGGCUGAGAAAUAAAGAUUUAGUUUAUAUUAAAUAUACUCAUAAGACAAAAAUAUACUAGUGCCUACAAAUCGCCUGCUCUCUCAGUGUAGGAAGUAGUGGGGUUGAUGUGUUCAAUAAGCACAAAUAUACUGAAAUGCUUGUUAGACCCCUUCUCCACUCAUUCUAGUAUCUUGCUGUCUCCAACAUGUAAAUAGGAAGGAGGAACAGCCUCUCUCUUCCUCUAGCUUCUUGCCGCUGCUGAGGCUCUAGUGCCAGAAUUUGUUCAGCUUCACCCUGCUGACCUGUGCUGGGGGAAGUGCUGACUCCACCAACACCUCUGCCAGGAAAGGCUACUGUGGGUUUCAUCCGAAUUUCUCCCCAGGAGUUUCUUUUCCUGAUAGCAUUUUCCACCUGUCCAAUUCCCCUGUUCCCCAAUAUGUUUCUUUCUUUUAGUUGCAACCUAGAACUUUGUAUGUAGCAAAUCUCCUUCCAGACCUUAGCAGAAGCUCGAAGCUGAGAGUGUCUGUCUACCAAAAAGCAAGUUGGUUAUUUUCCAUGGUUGUCUCACCAUAUAAUGGCCCAAAAAGAAACCUUUCAAAUUCCAAUUCCACUGAGUCCCAGACCUAACCAUGCAGACAAUUCCAUUUCAUGCAUAUCAAUUAUAUAUCCAGCAUAAUUAUAAUAAACGGGCAUGUUGUAUAUCUGAUAUAAUGGUAAUUAGAUAAUGUAUAUUUGUAAAAUCUUUUAAGAAUAGACUUGUGGGCCCAGAAUUUGUGAGCGUUUUAUCUCUGGCUUUCUACUCAGAUUGGGAUCUGCUCUGGAUUUUGUGUUGUUGUUGUUCCUUUUCUAUUAUUAUUAUUAUUUGUUUUCCUUUCAUUUGUGCUUCUUUCAAAUUCUGCGGAACCAACUCACAAUAGAACUUUCUUUGGCCAGGAUAGGGUUCUCCGGUUCUGAAGGCCACCCAGCCCCACUGCUGUAGCUGCAGUGGCACUGGGCACUAUCCAGCACUGCCUGUCCAUGGUGUGAACUCAAAGCCCCAGCACAUGCACACACCCAUGCAGCAAUCCAAAGGGCAGGCACAAUUCCUCCUUGGGGUGAAAGGAUGACUGACUUUAAGUUCUAAACACAUUUCCAUGUGGCACAUCUCUCUCACGUCCUCAUCCUGAGUCAUUUUCUACUUGCUCUACACCAAACUCUGUCUAAAUUAGCUCUGUUCUCCUCCUCCCCGCAAAUACAUCUCGCCUCCCAGCCUUUAUGAUGUUCCCAGCUCAAUACUGCAUACACUGAUUGUAGGUUGUCAUGAGCUUGAGUCUCAUGCAGGUGCUCAUGAUGCAGCACCUGGUUCUUCUGGUGCAGGAUAGGCAGGAGGAGCGUGCUGUCUAGUCCAGGUGACUUCAGAGUUAGGCUUCAGUCGGGUGGCCAUGUUGGCUUUCAUUGUGAUAGUUUUCAGAAGAGAUCCAAGGCCCUUCUCUUUCUCAGACCAUGCUGGGGUUGCUGCUCCUAGUUCAUGGGCUUUCUUCCGCCUCAGCUGAUGAAGGCUGUGUUUUGAAUAGACUCCACCUGAGAGAAGUACUGGGGCUUUGUUUGACGGAAACUGAGCUAGGAAGGAACAAGUAAGAGCCUAUGUGAUCUAAGUGGCCAUUACUGUGCAGCCUUGGGCAAAACCAUUCUGGGCAAAAACCAGAAUUGUGUAUGGAUCAGGGUGGAAGUUCAGUGGCGUGGGAGGGACAAGUGAGAAAAGGCGUGCACCUCAUCUUCUGACCCUUUCCUUUGAUGGACACUCCUCUCCCCUGUCUACCUCCAAGCUCCUCAGUUCAGUCACGGGAUAUUUCUUCACAGAGCGCACAUCCCCAUGCAAACAUUGCCCUUGGUGACUUACUUCCCUUCAGCCAGAAGUUCGUGACUGAUUUGAAGAGAAGAGAAACGCACAUGACUGACGGGGAGGCAGUCCCUGCUAAGAUUCCGGGGCUCUUUCAUUCAUCUUUGUCCCAGACAAAGCCAGUAUCUUCCCCUCUGCAAGAAGAGAGAUGUGAACACUGUGGGAGAGGAGAGUCCACCCUAAAGUCUGCAGGAGCUGAGGUGGCAGAGCUGGAGGAGCAGAGGUGACCAUGUGAGGCUGUGGGUAGGUCAACUCUCUUUCCAUCUCCAUAGCUGUUUGUCCCAAGCUUUCGUCUUUGUCUAAAUGUCCACUUUUUCAACUAAGAAGCUGCUGGACCAGAUGCCAAUAUGGAAGUUUUCUGCCCAAGAAGCCCAUGCAGAUGCUAUGCUGUGCUCCAGGCUAUUUGACCUCAGAGCCUUCUCUUAUUCUGACUAACAUCACAGGCCUUCUGCUAACUUGUCCUACCUGGGCAAUAAUCCUCCAAAGAAGUCUUGGCCCUGUCUCCUCUCCUCUUCCACCCACGCAACAGUUUCAAGCAGAUGUGUCCCAUUAGAACCAUCAAAUAGCCUUUCUAGGCCAAAUUUCUUCUGGGAUUCUGCCACUACCACAGAAAGUUUUCAGCAAAUUUCUUUCAGAAGGCACCAAGUCCUCAAUGGCUGCAACUUCUUCUGGGCACUGUGUGUUCCCUUGGCUUGCGCUGUAUGUUGGAAAGGGUUGGUACUAGAGUAGUGGCAUUUCAGCAUGUACAGGUGUUUUUACAUGAUUUUAUUCCUUUUUCUGAGAGUUUGUCACCAAAAUGGCACUUGGUCCAAGACUGGGAGUCAUGGUCCAUGGUCUGGUCCCCAGCACUUCUGUUUUAUGUGGUCAACACACAAUGGUAAUAGCAACUUUCCUAUUCCACAGAGGCAUUAUGAGGGUUCAUACCAUAAUGUCUUUGAAGUGCUUUAAGACCCUCUCACUACAGACACUGUAGAAGAGAAAAACAUUUUUAUUACUGUUGUUUGUCACCAUUAUCCUGCCACAUCGUGUCUGAUGUGUUGCAAUCCAGUCUGUCCAGAAUGAGAGUGCUGGGGUAGGGGAAUGCAGCCUCUGACUUCACACUGGUCAUGGUCCCACCAGCAGGCAGCAGUUCCUAGGAAUGCUGUUACCUGCCCUGUGACUUUUCUGCUUUCUCCUCUUGUUGGAGUCCCCAUUUCAUUCUGCACUCAGGACAAAAGCAGGAGGCAGUCACUUUCCUCUGUACAGUAAAAUAUGAUCUGCCUUGAUUAAUCUGAUAUACUCUGAAGAAUUGAUCUGUCUUUUUCUCCAACUCACAGGUGGAAACACAUCUGUGGAGCAUCCAGUUCCAAGUGUGCAUGUGUAGGGACUGGGGGAGGGUGAUGUAGAAAAGUUUAUAUUCUUUCCUACAAACUGAUAAUUAUUUGCAUUCCCCAAGUAGCGACACUUAGUAGUGAGCUGCACUGGGUUUUAUAUAAUUAUAUACAAAUAUCUCAUGGAUACAGAUACAUGUAUGUUUAUGGGUAUACACAUAAACACACAUAUAUACAUACAUACUGUAAAAUGCAGCCGUAAAGCUGUAAUUGACCCUGUAUCAAUCUAAGCUUCCAAAAUUUAUUGACCCACUCCUUGAAAUGUGGAAAACUGUUUUUAAUGAACCAUGCAGAUCACCAUACAGAACAGAAAUUUUGUCAUAGAAGACUCCUAAUGAUGGUGGACUGUGGUUUAAGGAAAAACAAAAUAUUUUUCAGUGUUUUAA